AUGCCUUCCAUGGGGCUGCAGGUGAUGGGCAUCUCGCUGGCCGGGCUGGGCUGGCUGGGGGCCAUCGUGAGCUGCGCGCUGCCCAUGUGGCGGGUGACGGCCUUCAUCGGCAGCAACAUCCUGACGGCGCAGACCAUGUGGGACGGGCUGUGGAUGAACUGCGUGGUGCAGAGCACGGGGCAGCUGCAGUGUAAGGUGCACGACUCGAUGCUGGCGCUGCCGCAGGACCUGCAGGCGGCCCGCGCGCUCAUGGUGGUCAGCAUCGUGGUGGCCGCGCUGGGCGUGCUGCUGUCCGUCGUGGGCGGCAAGUGCACCAACUGCGUGGAAGACGAGAGCGCCAAGGCCAAGACCAUGAUCGUGACGGGCGUGGUCUUCCUGGUGGCUGGGGUGCUGGUCAUGGUGCCCGUGUCCUGGACGGCCAACAGCAUCAUCCGCGACUUCUACAACCCGCUGGUGGCCUCUUCGCAGAAGCGGGAGAUGGGCGCCGCCCUCUACGUCGGCUGGGCCUCCGCGGGCCUGCUGCUGCUGGGCGGGGGUCUGCUGUGCUGCAACUGCCCCCCUCGUGGGGACAAGGCUUACUCGGCCAAGUACUCGGCCGCCCGCUCGGCGGCCACCAGCAACUAUGUCUAA
Elephantulus edwardii (Cape elephant shrew) is the source of this 630-nucleotide messenger RNA. It is a transcript of the gene CLDN4, whose product is annotated as claudin 4. Gene Ontology annotation, biological process: bicellular tight junction assembly; cell adhesion. The coding region runs from base 1 to 630 and encodes 209 amino acids. Gene Ontology annotation, molecular function: structural molecule activity. The transcript has a single exon. NCBI's taxonomy places the organism in Eukaryota, Metazoa, Chordata, Mammalia, Macroscelidea, Macroscelididae. Gene Ontology annotation, cellular component: plasma membrane; bicellular tight junction. The record is from RefSeq and is a predicted model, not a curated record.